AUGGCACCCGCCAAUGUUCUACGGUUUCCCCGGUCAGACAGUGAAGGCGGCUUUGUCGUCAUCCAAGCGACGCCCACUCGGUCGAAUGCAUUGGAUGUGAAGUUGGUGGGAACUGAUGGCGUGGAGCCGUAUGCCGUGUUCUGUGAGUCGAAUGCUCGUCAUCCCGUUUUCAUGGCCGAAGAUCAUUGCGACCCGGGCGAGUGGGUCUCUCCCUGCACAGAGGACGAAUGGGUCUCUAUCCUCACCGCCGUGCUGCGACAGGAGCCAACCAACGACAUUGAGGUGCUCGCCGAUGUCGAAAAUGAAACGAUACUCACUUUGACUAUUCGGAAAAGGGGGGAGGAGUUUACGCAACGUCUCGGUUCCAUCGAGUUGAACCACAGCCCACGCGAGCUGAUUGAGCUAUUUGACUGGUGUGGUCUAUCGGCGCAGACAGCCAAUGAGGCCAAGGAGGCUCUAGCUUCUGCGGCUGCCAGAGCAACCCAGCUUGAAGAAUCCGUGCGCGAGCUCAAAGCACAGCUGGACGAGCUAAUGGCGGCCAAGGAGGCCGACGAGUCGGAACUGCUAGAGAAAUUCCGCGACCUAUUGAACGAGAAGAAGGUCAAGAUCAGACAGCAACAGAAACUUUUGGCGUCUGCAUCCGUCGAGCCCGCCAAACUAGCGCAGGUACAGAGCUCCCUCCAGGCCGCAGGUAAAGGCCAUGCGGCGGCCAAUUCUAGGCCAGCCAAGAGGAAGGCUGCCCCCGCACCCGGCAAUGACGAUAGCUCUUCUGAUGAAGGCUUCGAGAAGAUGGACGUCGAUCUUGCCAUGGAACCAGCUUCUGGAGGAUCAGACCAAGAGCGCGAUACGACUGAGGACGAGGAGGAGACGGCAAGUGAAGACGAUGAGGAAAGUAACCAGACAGCGCCAACGUCUGUCAAGCAGCCAAAGUCUCACGGGGCUUCACAGUCGAAGGAAAAGGCCCCUGCCGCAAAGAAGGAGGCUCCUCCUGCGAAGAGAGAGCUACCUUUUGCUAGAAUGAAGCCAGCUCCGAAGUCACCACCUCCGCCCGCUGGCAGCGAGACUGAGUCCGAUGACGAACUUUGA
This is a messenger RNA of Colletotrichum higginsianum IMI 349063, 1086 nucleotides long. RefSeq names its product Mitotic apparatus protein p62-like protein. The transcript is spliced from 3 exons. Gene Ontology annotation, cellular component: nucleus. Bases 1 to 1086 code for a protein of 361 amino acids. The record is from RefSeq and is a predicted model, not a curated record. Gene Ontology annotation, biological process: double-strand break repair; DNA recombination. NCBI's taxonomy places the organism in Eukaryota, Fungi, Ascomycota, Sordariomycetes, Glomerellales, Glomerellaceae. Gene Ontology annotation, molecular function: DNA binding.